This is a messenger RNA of Oenanthe melanoleuca, 3802 nucleotides long. RefSeq names its product RWD domain containing 2A (gene RWDD2A). Gene Ontology annotation, molecular function: protein binding. The record is from RefSeq and is a predicted model, not a curated record. The transcript is spliced from 3 exons. The coding region runs from base 200 to 1075 and encodes 291 amino acids. Lineage: Eukaryota; Metazoa; Chordata; Aves; Passeriformes; Muscicapidae.
GCCCCGCCCGCCCGGGAGCGUCCGGCGGAAGGUCCGGGCAUGGCGGCGGGGCCGGGCCGGGCCGGGCCGGGCUGUGGCGGCCUCGCACAGCUGCACUGACACCGCACUCGCGUUACACAGUGUCUCCCCUGUGCGCUGCCUUUGGCUCGGGCGGGGCUAAUCUCCUUCACAGUGGCUGGCGUGCGCGGAGGGCAGUGCAAUGGCUCUCACGGUAAAAGAAUGCCUGGAGCUCCAGCUGCUGGAAGUGGAAAUGCUCCUUUCCAUGUUUCCCAAAAGAGGGGAAUUCAGCCUGGAUGCGGCUGCCGUGCCCAGCAUCCAGCGCUACCUGGGGAAUGCGGACGGAGCGCUGCCCCCGCAGCUGGAAUAUCGCAUCGCUCUCCAUGUAGGGGAGGCCAAGGUAAAGGUGGAAUUGCAGGUUCUCCUUCCUCAUAUGUACCCUCAGGUGGCUCCUCAGCUCUUUGCCAGAUCAGAUGCUCUGCACAGGCAGCAACAGCUGCAGCUCAAUACUCGUCUGGCAUCUCACAUCAGCUCUCUGGAUUCAGGAGAUCUGUGUGUGUGUGAGGCUGUGCAGUGGCUGAAGGACAACAGCCUGACUUUCUUGGAAAACAGUAAGGGCUCAUCUGAGUGUGCUUCUAAAGAGGUCAGGGUUAAGGAAAUGCUGCAUCGCAUGUGGAUCUACAGCCAUCACAUAUACAGGCAGGAACUGAGGAAAAAGAUUUUUGACUGUGCAAAGAAGUUAAAUCUGACUGGCUUCUGCCUGACUGGGAAACCUGGUGUCAUCUGUGUGGAGGGACUCCAAGAAAACUGUGAAGAGUUCUGGCGUGUUAUUAGAUAUCCCAACUGGAAGCAUAUUUCAUGCAAGCAUGUAGAGAAUUCAGAAACAGAGGGAAGCAUUGAUAAUCUCCGUCUCUUUCACAGUUUUGAAGACCUGCAGUUUCAGGCACAUGGUGAUUAUGGCCUGAGGAAUGACUAUCACAUGGAUCUUGGCCAGUUUCUGGAAUUCCUGAAACAGCAUCAGAGUGGACACAUUUUUCAGAUUUUAUUUGGUGUUGAAGGCAAACUUUCAGACAAUUAAGAGAAACUGUUUAUAAAGAGUUGUAAUUCUGGAGAGCAAGAUUUUUCCUUAAAGCUACUGUGAAAAAGGAAACUUUAACAUCUGAGAUGAAUGGUUCAAGCAGUUAAUGUCAAUUUUUGUGCUGAACUACCACGUAUUUUUGAGAUGUGUUCAAUGAUUUUCUAAGACUCUAAAAGUGGCAUUUGUCUUUGUGAGCCAUGCCUCAAAGCACUUGCAAGGUGAUAAACAUUCUUAACAGUGUGUUAAGAAUUAUACACUUCUGUCUCCUCAUCUGUACUGUGCUGUGUGAAUUUCUUCCCAUCUCAUCUUAACCUACUCUCUUUCAGUUUAAAACACUCCCCCCUUGUCCUGUCAUGUGCUUGUAAAAAGUCCCUUUCCAGCCUUCCUGUAAACUCCCUUCAGGUACUGGGAAGUGCUGUAAGGUCUUGCAAAGCCUUCUCUUCUCCAGGCUGAACAAUCCCAAUUCUCUCAGCCAGUUGACAUAGGAGAGAUGCUCCAGCCCUCUGACCAUUUUUUGUGACCUUCCUCUGGACUUGCUUUCCAUAUUGCUUUUAUGUUCAUGUCCCAGAGCUGGAUGCAGUGGUUUGUUUGAGGUCUCAGAAGUGGAGCAGAGGGUGAGAAUCACCUCCCUCAGCCUGCUGGUUAUGCUGCUUUUGGUGCAGCCCAGGAUACAGCUGGCUUUCUUGGCUUCAAGUGCACAUCACUGGCUCAUGUUGAGCUUCUUGUCUACUUGUACCAAGUCCCUCUCCUCAGGGCUUCUUUCAGCCCAUUCUCCACCCUGUGUUUGUGCUUGGGAUUGCCCCAACCCAGGGGCAGGACCUUGCACUCAGCCUUGAACACUAUGAAGCUUGCACAGGCUCACCUCUCCAGGUCCUUCUGGAGAACAUCCCUUCCCUGCAGUGUGUUGACUUCUCCUUGUAGCUUGUUGUCAUCAGCCAACCUGCUGAGGGUGUGCUCAGUGCCACCACCCAUGUCACUGACAAAGGUGUUAAUACCAACCCCUGAGGAAUAUCACUCUCACUGGUCUCCACUUGGACAUCAAGCCAUUGACUGCAGCUCUUUGCAACCAACCAUCCUUACCCAUCAAGUGGUUCAUCCACCAAAUCCAUGUCUCUUCAGUUUAGGGACAGGGAUGUAAUGCAGCAAAGUGUCUGUCUGGUUAUGUUAAUAACAAUUUUCAUAUGUUCAAUUCAUGGCAUUUUUUGUAUACACUGUUAGGCCAAACACUUUGGAAAUGAAAAUGGGUAAGAUAAGACAAAGUUUAGUUUUCCAUUACAUAAGGAAAUACAUGUAAAAUACAGAAAACAGGAAAAAACAACUAUCUAUAUAUUUAAUAUUACAUAAAACCACAAAUAACUUGAAGACUCCUUUCUAUGUCAGAUUAGUACGGGGAGAAUUUUCCAGCAGCUUGUAAGAGGCAGUGCUGUUAACACUGGGCAGUGUUUUCCUGUGGGGAAGCGUGCUGGGUGCAGAUGUGGAUAGUGAGUGUUCCAGUUUGUUAUGCAGGAUCAUAUUUAAAGGCCAUCAAUAUGAUAUGCAGUUGAAGAACACUGCUGAAAAGCCCCCAGCAGCUGUGCCUUGAAGGGCCCCCAGCCCACCACCUCCCACUCUGUGCCUGAGUGCCUUAAUGUGAAAAUGGGUACCAAGCAAUAAAAGCAGACUCACUGCUGAUGGACUCCAGCACCCAGGCACUCACCAGCAGCUGUUCAAAGACUCAGCACACUCAGCUGAUGACAACACAAAUUAAAGAUAUUAUUUUAUUUCAGAUGAAACACAAGGAAGUGUUUUAAUACCCUUCUCACAAUAGCAAUACAUUGAAAUGCAGAGGAUAGCAUGAAAUGCAGAGUGUUUUUGAUUGCUCAGAAUAUGAUUAAUGUCUUUUCCUUCACUGUGGUAAGAGUACUGUUUAUGUGAUCAGAACUUCUGCCAAAAGCACAGUGAGGCAAAAAUGUUGACACAUUCCCAUUAGGCAGAGAGGGAGAAAGUACCUAUCUGAAUCUUCAGCUGUGACAGAGUUGAAGGGCAGACAAAAUUAAUAUUUGGUUUUCUAGAGAUAAUCUCUCUGGUAAAGAUUAGAGAGAAACAGAUAGCAGAAAAAAUGUUCAAGUAACCUUUGUUUCCAGAACCAUCCCGAAAAUAUAUUACAUUUUUCUUGGAGUGGUAAUUGUUUAACAACUAAUAAUUCCUCAAAGUCUAUUCCUGGCAUUUUAAUACUCCCUUUUUGUCAAGAACAUGGAGUUCAAGAAAUUAGGCCCAACAUUUGCAAUGGAUCAGAACAGUGGUUAUCUUGGUGGGGGAAUGAAAUCCUUGAUCUUAUACAGGACAUUACCUUAGCUAAUGUUAAAUGUUAAUAUUGUUAAAUGCUGUUGUUAGUAAUGUUAAAAUGUUCUAAUUAGAUGUGAUCAAAAGGUUCUGCAGGUUUGGCUCUUUUUGAAAAUUUUCAUUCCGCAACUCCACACAAGAGUGACCAAUAAAGAUUUUCUCUGGAAUAAAAUAUUCUAACCUUAUGGGGUUUUUUUCUAAAUAACAGGUUCACAAAUAAUGCAAAUUACAUUGUGACUGUAAUGGAUAAAAUAUCAAAUGUAUCUUUUAAGUGCCCAUUUAUAAGUUCCCAUUGAUGUUUGUGACAAAACUCUUGACUCAAGAUACAACCACUCUUCUCAAAAAGAUCUGUCAAACUGUAGUGCAGGAUAUCUCAAUUAAAAUAACAAUCAAAAUAACCAAACA